AUGGAUGCUCAUCUAAAUGUAACAUACGUAACUUUUGGUGGGCAUGUGGAUCUAAACACGUACAGAUACGUUUAUUUUGUGAUCAUGUUGACAGUAUAUAUUCUGAUAAUCUGCAGUAAUUCUACUAUUGUUUACCUCAUCGUGACUCGCAACAACCUCCAUCAUCCGAUGUACACGUUCAUUGCAGCUUUGUUAAUCAACUCUGUUGUGUUCAGCACUGCUAUCUACCCAAAGCUUCUGAUGGACUUUCUAUCUGAGGAGCAGAUGACAUCUUACUCGGCCUGUCUCUUCCAGUGUUUCCUUUACUACUCUUUGGAUGGUUCAGAGUUCUUACUGCUAUCGGCCAUGGCUUAUGACAGAUAUGUGUCUAUUUGUAAACCUCUGCAAUAUCCAAACAUCAUGAAGAAAACAACUGUGCGUGUUCUUCUGGCUGUAGCUUGGUUCUUUCCUGCUGCUCAGAUUGCGGUGCCAGUCACACUUGGUGCUAACACCAAACUCUGUCAGUUUAAAUUAGGAGGAAUCUUUUGCAACAAUUCCAUUUACAAGCUUUAUUGUGUAAGCUCCAGAGUGCUGUCGCUGUACGGUGUGAUCGUCUUAUGCAAUGUUAUCCUUUUUCCUGUGAUUUUCAUAGUUUCUACAUACACAAAGAUAUUUGUAAUAACUUACAAAAGUUGUGGGGCAGUCAGGAUGAAAGUGGCACGGACUUGUUUACCUCACCUGCUGGUUCUGCUCAACUUUUGCAGUUUGGUAACGUAUGAUGUCAUCACAGUUAAACUAGAAUAUGAGAUUCCAAAAGCUAUACGUUUUAUAAUGACCUUACAAGUGAUCUUGUAUCAUCCUCUGCUUAAUCCUAUUAUAUACGGACUGAAAAUGACAGAAAUUUCCAAACACAUCAAGAGGUUGUUUCAUAAAGGCGAACACAACUAA
Messenger RNA from Pungitius pungitius (ninespine stickleback), 927 nucleotides. Its product is annotated as olfactory receptor 6N2-like. NCBI's taxonomy places the organism in Eukaryota, Metazoa, Chordata, Actinopteri, Perciformes, Gasterosteidae. Bases 1 to 927 code for a protein of 308 amino acids. The record is from RefSeq and is a predicted model, not a curated record. The transcript has a single exon. Gene Ontology annotation, biological process: G protein-coupled receptor signaling pathway; detection of chemical stimulus involved in sensory perception of smell. Gene Ontology annotation, molecular function: G protein-coupled receptor activity; odorant binding; olfactory receptor activity. Gene Ontology annotation, cellular component: membrane.